AUGAAUCAACAAGAUCCAACCCAACCAAUAGAGCCAUUUCUUAAAGAUUUAUUAGCAUCACUAGACGCACAAUAUGCAUCACCAACCCAAUCAUUCCCUAACGUUGAAGCCUACGCCACCCAAUUUGCCUCAAACGUCAAGCGAGACUGUGCUAUAAUUGUCAAUGGCAAACCAAUAAUCCCUACUCCACAAGAAGAUGCUCGAUUACAAUUCCAAAAGAAAUGGUUAGCUACCCCAUUAUCAUCACAUCAAUUAACGAGUUUUGAUUGCCAUUUAAUUCCAGGAACUGGUACUUUCAUAGUUAACUUCUGCGCUAAAGUCAAGUUCGAUCAAAGUGGUAGAAAUAGAUUGGGUGAAUCAGCCGAUUUAAUAACUGAUAAUUCCAUUGGUAGAACUGUGAGACCAAUUUGGGGGUCAAAUUUCGGACUCAAUGUUAAUUUAGUUGUCGAUGAAUCGGUCAUUAACAAUUCAAAGGGAGAAAUAAUAAGCAGUUUAAAUUAUAGAUUUACGUAUAUACCAGAAGAUACAAUUUUAAAAAUAUAG
Molecule: messenger RNA, 543 nt
Organism: Spathaspora passalidarum NRRL Y-27907
Lineage: Eukaryota; Fungi; Ascomycota; Pichiomycetes; Serinales; Debaryomycetaceae
Gene: MTR2
Product: Mtr2p
Exons: 2
Coding region: 1-543 (180 amino acids)
Source: RefSeq, a predicted model, not a curated record